This is a messenger RNA of Ramularia collo-cygni, 504 nucleotides long. RefSeq lists its product as uncharacterized. The transcript has a single exon. Gene Ontology annotation, molecular function: flavin adenine dinucleotide binding; oxidoreductase activity, acting on CH-OH group of donors. Bases 1 to 504 code for a protein of 167 amino acids. The record is from RefSeq and is a predicted model, not a curated record. NCBI's taxonomy places the organism in Eukaryota, Fungi, Ascomycota, Dothideomycetes, Mycosphaerellales, Mycosphaerellaceae.
AUGGUCAUCGCGGAACAACUGUCGCAGAACCCCAACCUCAACAUUGUCUUGCUCGAAGCUGGGCCUGAUGGAACCAACGAGCCUCUUAUGAACACCCCUGCAUACGGACCCCGAAUGACAGGUACAAGAUAUGUGUGGAACUUCACUUCGCAGCCAGACCCCAAUCUUGGUGGCCGCACACCUGAACUCGCUCAAGGUCAUGCUUUGGGCGGCGGUAGUGCUGUGAAUUACAUGGCAUACUGUCGAGGAUCACCAUCAGUUUUUGACGACUGGGCCCGCAUUUCUGGUAAUGUAGGACUCAAGUGGAAAUCGCUUCUGGCGGAUUUCAAGGCUACAUCACAUUACAAAGCACAGCGUUCAGUCCACGACCAGUAUACCGACACCGGGAGCAGGAGACGCCACCGUUGGCUUGUCCAAACAGCGUCAUGUCUCUGUCCUCUGCGUCUACGCCGAGUUCAAGCAUUUCGCUCGUUUCGCAUGCUAACACUCAACGAAAUUUUCUGA